AAAAAGGUGUCGAUAUUCCGACGCUUCUCCAGACGAGACCGAGGCGAUACCCCUCCAUCGCCUUUUCUUAUGAACCAGGGCAUCCGCCCGCCCGUCCAGCGAGCACCACGAAGACUGCAGCGGAACCGCUCCUACGCACCCGCUCCCGCUCCCGCUCCCGUCAGCCUCCUCACACCACCGCCAUCUCCACCAGAAAAAAGCUCCUUCGACUCCAGCGAGGCACCAUCACGCUACCGCCAGCCUGCUCGCAACCACCCCUCCACUCCUCCACAUUCGCCAGGCUCGCGAGAACGCGUCGUGCCCAAUGCUCUGCUCACCAAACCCUUUCCCGGGAACCCCCAAAUCACAUCAUGGAACAUAUUCCUUCCCCCCUCGCAAAUAUACUCGCUCUAUCUUGGCCACGCCCCACAGGAAAUGGAAGACAAGUGGUUCAUCUACAGCGAGGGGCCAGACCAGGCUGGCAAGCUCAAAGUCCACUUUCACCGGAGUUGGACGGGCAUCAAAGUCGCUGAGCUGUUCGUCGUCAUGGACACAAAAGGUGAGGGUGCCGGCAAGAUUGUCGGCAUCAAGUGGAAUGGCGGCGAAGACAUGAACUGGAUGAGCGAGGAAGAGGCCAAGUACAUGAUCCGCACCGCCUGUCGAUGGCAAUUGAAUGUUCAUUUAGAA
Molecule: messenger RNA, 666 nt
Organism: Bipolaris oryzae ATCC 44560
Lineage: Eukaryota; Fungi; Ascomycota; Dothideomycetes; Pleosporales; Pleosporaceae
Exons: 1
Source: RefSeq, a predicted model, not a curated record